AACCUGGGAUUAAGUCUCUGUUUUAUUAUAAAACAGAUCUUAAAUGUAUCCUUAUCUUUAAAUAUUAUACUGUAUCGAUUGAGCUUAGAACCAACUCAUUGCACCACUAGGAAGUGUUUCAAGAGCAAAGAACAAAAAUGCGCCAUUUAUUCUGACCCAUCAGUUAUGCAUAUUACAAUAUUUCUAACGUCUAAGUCUUUUAGAGCAAACAUUUUUCCACAAGAUGAGAUAUGAUAGACGCCUUUAGGUUUCCUAUUUCUGCCGUAAUCGGUUUUCGACGAAGAGCCCUAAAUAGGUUAACCGAUCAUGGGACUUUUAACAAAACCCUUUUUCCAACCGUUUUCCAGUCAAUCACACGAAAAAUAUUAAGCUAUUGAAACUGUCAUCUAGUAGCACCCACAUCGGUAAUCAUAGUCGCAAAGCGAGGUAUUCUUCCUUCGCAUUCAGCUCAGUUGCUCAAUCCAAUUCAGGUAAGUAGGUGUGAGUGUGACGGCCUGUUUUUGAUCACGAUCGCGCGCGUUCAUGGUUGUGAGAGUGUCACGAACGCCUAUUUUCACCGGUUGACGAUGAAGGGUUGGUGCUUCAUAGCAUGCUAAAAGGUCGAAUUGCCAAUGAAAAUGCGCUUAUGUUAAUAGUGAUUUAGCUUUUUCCUUUUGUUACACAGAUUAUAUAGAACCGCUUAAUGAUGUCGAUGUUGGAACAACUGGUAGUAAUGAACAAAGAAUCGGUGAUAUGCAGCAUUAUCAUUCAAAGCCUUAUAAACUGGGUAAUAGUAGUAAAAAUUAUAACCGUGCAUCUAUUGGUCGAAAUGUCCAAAAUAUUUAUGAUACUUGGAUUUUAACAUCUGGUUUGAACAGUGGUGUGUCAAAAUUAGUUGGUGAAUAUAAUUUACAAUCUCAAGUUUUAAAUGAUGGUAAAAUAUCUGAUAAGCCAACAUUAACCAAUGGACGACAUAAUGUUUUCUUAAUUGGGCUAACAAAAUGGGGAUCACUUGUUGAAAAAACACGCAAUCUAUUAAAAGAUGCAUCACGCAAUGAUGAUCACACUGGGAAAUGUUCUAGAAUGGAUACAUUUUAUGAAAAUGAUACGCAAACAAUUGAAUUACAUCAUACUCAUUUUGUAUUAUUUGAUAAUGGUGAACUGCAAGGUUAUUUAGGUGAUAAUCGACGAUCAGAAUUUGUUGACAAGAUAUGUGAAAAAUGUGAAAAUAAAUGUAAAACCAUUAUAAAAGUAAUACCCAAAAAGAAAGAUAUUGAAUAUUAUUUACGAAAAGUAUAUCCACUUAUGUCUGAUAAAGAUAUUGAAUUUACCAGUUAUGUGGAACAACUAGAAAAUAUAAUGAAGCCAGAUUAUCAACAUUAUUUAAAUAUACAUCAAGUGAGUGAUGAAAAGACCACAAUUGAAGAUACAAUGUUUAAUGCAAUAUGUUCAGGUAUGAACAAAAUUCAAUAUCCUUGACACCGUGGCAAAGUCACAAUCGCGACGAAAUGAAAAUUUAAAGAACUCUUUCAAUCUAAAACUUCUAAGAUUCUUCAGAGUUAGUGCAAAAGAAACUUCGAUUGCAAUUUAUGUAUUGGUGAUUCUGUGACUUGGAAAUUUUCUGUUCGCCGCCAUGCAAAAUAACGAUGGAGGAUAGAAGUUCUGUAGACUGACUGUCCAUCUGACUUGCCAUCUGUAUUUCUGUAUGAACGUUAUAGCUCAUGUGACGGUGUCUAAACUGCAAUAAUCUAAAUGCUAACAACUGGGAAAACCUUCUUCUCGAAGACUUUUCUAGGUAUGGUAAGCGUUUUCUCGAUGGAAAAAUUCCGGAGAAGGCGAUGAAGGAUAUCCUACUUCAGUCAGUUUUUCUCGCACAUGUCGAAGAGGUUUAUGUUUGUACAAGAAAGGUUUCGAAGAGGACACUUGGCGAGGAUUGAUCACAAUAUGUGUUUUUUGUGAAACCUAGGAUCCGUGGCAUCUCGAUUAAUAGCCAGAUACUUAGGUUACGGUUUAGCGGAAAUUUUGUCAACAUAGAAGCCUUCUUAUAAAACUCUGCUAGAAAAUAGAAAGAAAUACGUGUAUGAGGUGAUAAAACCAUCUACAAAACAUGCCUCGUUAUCAGCCUUUCGGAGCCUUCCACUAACUAGAAAAAUAUUUCAGCUUCGUCAUCUGUUGUCAAGCCGAGUCAGUCCAUGGGAAGAAUGACAUUUUGCAGAAUUAACGGGUGCGCCAUAAAUAACUGCGCUGUUAGUAAUUUAAAUCUUUCUCCUCUUCCUCAGACUUACGAGGGAAUCUCUUGAGGUCAUAAAUCGCUUUUGAACUCGGACUACUUGUAUCUUGUAGACUUCAAUGAGUAGUGAAAUACCCUAAGUUGGUUCAUCCCCAUGGUGCUUUGUUGCUGAGAUAGUCAAUUUUUGCCUAUAGAGCUUGGAUUUUGACCAAAUUCGACUUUCGAAUUUUGACUUGAAACCUGCCACACUGGUAGCCCAUGGUC
This is a messenger RNA of Didymodactylos carnosus, 2473 nucleotides long. Lineage: Eukaryota; Metazoa; Rotifera; Eurotatoria; Philodinida; Philodinidae. The record is from the annotation of a GenBank genome assembly.